GUGAGGCCCUGGCCUCUGAGGAGGCGGGGCGGGGGCAGAUCUCCGGACUUGCAAAGGACCGAAGCUGAGUAGCUAGCAAGGCAUCUCCGGGACCACAGGCUGAAGGCCGCGCCCAGGUUCUGCUGUGAGGCCAGCAUGCUGUGGCGCGGCAGCCAGGCGCUCCGGCGCUUCUCCACCGGCCGGGUUGAUUUCACAAACAAGCUGAAGUUGGCUCUUAUUGGCCAGAGCCUCUUUGGACAGGAAGUCUACAGCCAUCUCUGCAAACAGGGCCACAGGGUCGUGGGGGUGUUCACAGUUCCAGACAAGGAUGGGAAAGCUGACCCACUAGCUUUAGCUGCCGAGAAAGAUGGGACCCCCGUGUUCAAGUUCCCCAGAUGGAGAGUCAAGGGCAAGACCAUAAAGGAGGUGGCAGAGGCCUACAGAUCAGUGGGUGCAGAGCUGAAUGUUCUCCCCUUCUGCACACAGUUCAUCCCCAUGGAUGUCAUUGACAGCCCAAAGCACGGCUCCAUCAUUUAUCACCCGUCCCUCCUCCCCCGGCACAGGGGAGCCUCUGCUAUCAACUGGACUUUGAUUAUGGGAGAUAAGAAAGCCGGGCUUUCUGUUUUCUGGGCUGAUGAUGGUUUGGACACAGGCCCCAUUCUUCUCCAGAGAUCAUGUGAAGUGGAGCCCAGUGACACUGUGGAUGCCCUUUACAACCGAUUUCUCUUUCCUGAAGGGAUCAAGGCCAUGGUGGAAGCAGUCCAGCUUAUAGCAGAUGGCAAAGCUCCUCGAGUUCCCCAGUCAGAAGAAGGAGCAACAUAUGAAGGGAUCCAGAAGAAGGAAAAUGCCAAGAUUUCUUGGGAUCAGUCUGCUGAAGGUUUACACAACUGGAUUCGUGGUCACGAUAAAGUCCCUGGAGCUUGGGCAGAGAUAAACGGGCAGGUGGUCACUUUCUACGGCUCGUCCUUGCUGCACAGCUCCGUGCCUCCUGGGCAACCACUGGAAGUCAAAGGUGCCACGAAGCCUGGUCUCAUUACCAAAAAUGGCCUUGUUCUUUUUGGUAAUGAUGGAAAAGCUCUGAUGGUGAGAAAUCUGCAGUUCGAAGAUGGAAAAAUGAUCCCUGCCUCCCAGUACUUCUCAGCGGGUGAGACAUCUGUGGUAGAGCUGACAGCUGAAGAGCUGAAGGUGUCAGAGACCAUCAAGGUCAUCUGGGCUGGAAUUUUAAGCAACGUUCCUGUUAUUGAAGACUCAACGGACUUCUUUAAAUCUGGAGCAAGCUCAAUGGAUGUUGUCAGGCUGGUUGAAGAGAUCAGGCAGAAAUGUGGCGGGCUGCAGUUACAGAAUGAAGAUGUCUAUAUGGCCACCAAGUUUGAAGACUUCAUCCAGAAGGUCGUGAGAAAAUUGAGAGGGGAAGACCAAGAAGAAGAGCUGGUGGUGGACUAUGUUUCAAAGGAAGUCAACGAGAUGACGGUCAAAAUGCCCUAUCAGUGUUUCAUAAAUGGGCAGUUCUCUGAUGCUGAUGAUGGAAAGACCUAUGACACUAUCAACCCAACAGACGGAUCUACAAUCUGCAAAGUUUCCUAUGCUUCUUUGGCGGAUGUUGACAAAGCUGUAGCAGCAGCAAAAGAGGCUUUUGAGAAUGGCGAAUGGGGAAGAAUGAAUGCAAGAGAAAGAGGAAGAUUGAUGUACAGACUUGCAGACCUGCUGGAAGAGAACCAAGAAGAACUGGCAACCAUCGAAGCCCUGGACUCAGGGGCAGUCUAUACCCUGGCUCUGAAGACUCACAUCGGGAUGUCUGUACAGACAUUCAGAUACUUUGCUGGCUGGUGUGACAAAAUUCAGGGCUCUACCAUUCCAAUCAACCAGGCCCGUCCCAAUCGCAAUCUGACCUUUACCAAGAAGGAGCCACUUGGGGUGUGUGCCAUCAUCAUCCCCUGGAACUACCCCCUGAUGAUGCUGGCAUGGAAGAGUGCCGCGUGCUUGGCAGCUGGCAACACCUUAGUGCUCAAGCCUGCACAGGUCACACCCCUGACGGCUUUGAAGUUUGCAGAGCUCUCCGUUCAAGCUGGCUUCCCAAAGGGCGUCAUCAACAUCAUUCCAGGCUCAGGUGGUGUGGCAGGACAACGUCUUUCUGAACACCCUGAUAUCCGCAAGCUUGGUUUCACAGGCUCUACGCCUAUUGGUAAACAGAUCAUGAAGAGCUGUGCUGUGAGCAACUUGAAGAAAGUUUCCCUUGAACUUGGUGGCAAAUCCCCACUUAUCAUAUUCAAUGAUUGUGAACUUGACAAGGCUGUGAGAAUGGGUAUGGGAGCCGUGUUUUUCAACAAAGGAGAGAAUUGCAUUGCAGCUGGUCGCUUGUUUGUAGAAGAAUCUAUCCACGAUGAAUUUGUGACAAGAGUGGUGGAAGAAAUUAAAAAGAUGAAAAUUGGUGAUCCACUUGACAGAUCUACAGAUCACGGGCCCCAGAACCAUCAGGCCCACCUGGAGAAGCUCCUGCAGUACUGUGAAGCCGGGGUGAAGGAAGGGGCCACCUUGGUGUACGGGGGAAGGCAAGUCCAGAGGCCAGGCUUCUUUAUGGAACCAACUGUCUUCACUAACGUGGAAGACCACAUGUACCUCGCCAAAGAGGAGUCCUUUGGGCCUAUUAUGGUCAUUUCUAAGUUCCAAAAUGGAGACAUUGAAGGAGUGCUGCAGAGAGCUAAUAACACCGAGUACGGCCUGGCCUCAGGAGUUUUCACAAGAGACAUAAAUAAAGCCAUGUACGUGAGUGAAAAGCUGGAAGCAGGCACUGUUUUUAUUAACACAUACAACAAGACAGACGUGGCAGCGCCUUUUGGUGGAGUGAAGCAGUCUGGCUUUGGAAAGGACUUAGGUGAGGAAGCACUUAAUGAAUACCUCAAAACCAAGACGGUGACGCUGGAAUAUUAGAGUCAUGCGACCAACAGGAGACCCUGGGGACCCAGCACUAUUCAGCCUGAAGAGGAACAAGGUGCCAGAACACUCACGCUGAGCCCAGGAGGGAGGUCAGGAUGUGUGUGCAGUGUGUACACACCAGCAUUUCUAACCCUUUUAUACCUUUGAAUGAUUCGUCAUUGUUGGAUUUUGAUCACAUUGCAGAUCAUCUGAAUUUUUCAAAUGCCAAGUUGCUUUUGUCUUCUCCAUCCAGAUCAAUCCAGGUCCUGGUGGUUCCCAUGACACAACACCACCACCCCUCUUGAACUGUCAAGGUCACACGCACACACCCAUUCUGCAAAUACCUUCUAGAGAGUCAAACCUAAAUCCAGUGCCUAGGCCCCAGGUUAAGGAUCAUAAAGGCUUGAGUUAUUGUAAGUGAGCAUUGAUUAGAAAAAAUGAAAUUACCAGUGAACUGAAAUUGGGAUGGAAUGGUCUAUAGUCCAUUAAGUGAUCUGAUUAACACAGUGAGCUAUGGAAUGCUCUCUGUUCCUUUGGAUCACUGAAUUAUGAAAGAACAAAGGCUGGGUGCCAGGCAGUGGCACACCUAGUAGAGCACGCAGGUUACCAAGUGCAAGGAUCUGGGUUCAAGACCCCAGUCUCCACCUGCAAGGGGCAAGCUUCACAAACAGUGGAUCAUACUGCAAGUAUCUCUCCUCUUGGUCUCCCCCCUUCCCUUUAUCAAAAAGAAAGAAGGGGGGGAAGUGACGGUAAUGGUAGAGUCAUGCAGGCACUGAGCCCAGUAAUAAUCCUGAUGGUGAAACCAACAAGCAAACAAUGAAGUACAGUCUGAUUGUAACGCAAGCUGGGGAAGCGUGCACACUUCAGGCAGAUCCAUGUGCCUUCUAAUCCCCUUGCCUUUGCUAAAGCUGACUCCUUGACUCAAGCCAGCUCCCUGGCCUUUGUUUUUCUGUCACUGUAUCUAUUCCAUGUGAAUUAUGUGGAGAAAAACCAGACCAUCACUCAGGUACAUGCAGUGCCAGGGAUCAAACUGGAAACCUCAGGCAUGGAAGUCUUAAGCUCUACCAGCUGAGCUACUUCCCUGGUCUCUCUCUCUCUUACUGCCAAAUACUUGGUUUAAGUAUUUCUCCUUUGUGCUCUCACUUGCCAUGAGCCUCGUGCUUGCCAUUUGUUGCUAAAGGUUAUAGGAAGGUUAUUUGCCUUCCUAACUAGACAUGAGCAUCCCUUCCUCACUCAGGAUAAACACUCUGCUGUCAUUUAUUGAGGCAGGACACUUUAAAAUGCCAUCUCAAAGGGGCCGGAUGGUAAUGCUGUGGGUUAAGUGCACAUAGCACAAAGCAUGGACCGGUGUAAGGAUCCUGGUUCAAGCCCCUGGCUCCCCACCUGCAGAGGGGUCGCUUCACGGGUGGUGAAGCAAAUCUGCAGGUGUCUAUCUCUCCCUUCUCUGUCUUCCUAUCCUCUCUCAACUUCUUUGUCCUUUCCAACAACAAUGAAACCAAUAAUAAUAAUAAUAACAACAACAAAGAUAAACAACAAGGGCAACAAAAUGGAUAAAAUAGCCUCCAGGAACAGUGGAUUCGUAGUGCAGGCACCGAGCCCCAGCUAUAACCCUGGAGGCAAAAAAAAAAAAAAAAAAAAAAAGCCAUCUUGAGUCAUUACAAUGCCUAGAAGAAUGAAUCGAAUGGUUUCAAUGGCUCAUUGAAGGGAUCAAUCUAGAUGCCUUCACUAUCAUGCCGUCAGGUCUUACCUUGAUUCCCACCAGAGCCUGCCAGCUGAUCUGCCUGACUCCUCCUGGGUUAACAGCUUAAGUCAGAAGGUACCAUUGUUUUGCUCAGAACCUUCUGAAAGCCCCCAUCUCACUUAGAAUAAAGUAUGUACGCAACGCAUGCCAAGUCACCUCCGAUCUCAUCACCCAGCAAGCUCCUUCUCCUUCUGCAUAGCCUUGAUGUUACCCAUAUGGGCCAAACACACUUCUUCAUACCCAAGGCCUUUGCACUUCCAUCUUUCCAGUGACAACUCUCUGAGGGAAGAAAUGACCCUAAUUUGCAUCAUUGGUGGUUUCUGCAUAAAAAUGUUCUCAAGACUGAACUCACGGUGCCAACUGGACUUCACUGAACAUGGGGAAGGACAUGCAUGGUUGUAGCAUGUGAAAAUCAGCACCAGCAGCCACUGCCUCUUCCUGAAACUGUCCCAACACACAUGAGUGGGAGAUAAUUCCACCAGUAGAGUGCAGGCCUUGCUGUGCAUGAGGUCUUGGGUUUGAGCCCUGGCACUACCUGGAGCACCAUGGAUAGUGCAGGGGGAGGGGAAGCAAUAGGAAACUCCACGGAAGGUGGUGUAAUCCUGUGAUGUCUCUCCUCUCAAAAAAGAAAAGAUUGAGCCAAGGAAGCAGUGGGAUUGUGCAUGCAUGAGAACCUGGGUUCAAACCUUGGCACCAUGUUUAAAAAUAUCAAAUAGUACAAGCAUCUCCCACCUCCAGAUCUCAUUUAUUCUAUCAUUAUUCUGUGUAUCUUGGAUAAUUCUCACAGGACUUAUCAGAAAUGGAUGCCUCCAUUUCUCUCUCCCUAACAGGUCAACUUUACAAACAGGUGCUACUUUCUCUCCAGUGGCUACUACACAGGAGCUUGAUAAAUGUUUUCAAAUCAAAGCACUUGCCCAACUCUCACAAUGAUGAAGUGGCACUGAGGCAGUGAGGCCAGCAUUCUUCACCAAGCUGAGCUAGUUUUGUCAGCCAAUGUCGAUAUCAGACCCUGGGUGAUGAACAAAUAUUCAUACUAGAUGUGCUAGACUGAAGAACUAUGCAGUAUGGACAUUACCUACAAGAACAUUUUGAGAAGGGCUAGAGCCAAGGUGAGGAACCAAACAGGGUUCUUUCAUACCUGCCUCCCAGGAAAUCAGAGCUGUCAAGUCAGUCCUGGACUAGAAGUUUAUCAUACAUGGCACACAAUGGCUGGCUAGAUUAGCAUUGCAAUAUGCAAAUAAUACCCCCCAAGCUCCCAUUUUAAUGAUUCAAUAACAAACUACAUAAAACAAGACACACAAAACAGGAAGACUCAACCAUAAACUCCCUCCAUGGAAAUAACCACAGGCAUUAUCUUUUGGGUUUUGCUCUAGACUUUUCUUUUUUUUU
Molecule: messenger RNA, 6022 nt
Organism: Erinaceus europaeus (western European hedgehog)
Lineage: Eukaryota; Metazoa; Chordata; Mammalia; Eulipotyphla; Erinaceidae
Gene: ALDH1L2
Product: aldehyde dehydrogenase 1 family member L2
Exons: 23
Coding region: 136-2907 (923 amino acids)
Biological process (GO): one-carbon metabolic process; 10-formyltetrahydrofolate catabolic process; biosynthetic process
Cellular component (GO): cytoplasm
Molecular function (GO): formyltetrahydrofolate dehydrogenase activity; aldehyde dehydrogenase (NAD+) activity
Source: RefSeq, a predicted model, not a curated record